This is a messenger RNA of Pelmatolapia mariae (spotted tilapia), 8160 nucleotides long. RefSeq names its product nephrocystin-4-like. The record is from RefSeq and is a predicted model, not a curated record. Bases 293 to 4651 code for a protein of 1452 amino acids. Gene Ontology annotation, biological process: protein localization to ciliary transition zone; negative regulation of canonical Wnt signaling pathway. The transcript is spliced from 29 exons. Lineage: Eukaryota; Metazoa; Chordata; Actinopteri; Cichliformes; Cichlidae. Gene Ontology annotation, cellular component: cytoskeleton; non-motile cilium; ciliary base.
UGUAGAUUUUAAAUUUCGGGAAUAAAAUGUAGACUUGCGUUAGAAAAUACAAUUCGUAUAUUAAGUAUAUUUUCAAAUAAUAUUUCUCCCUCGUGAACGCUCCUGAUGAAAUAAUUUAUUACAUAUCCCCCCUUUGUUCUAAAUGGUAGAAUCUGAUUUCAAUAUGGCGUCCACGGCUUAAACAUCUGAACGGAUGGAGAAGACUAAAUUCAGAGUAAAACAUUGGUUGCGUUCAACAUUUCUGAGUAUUUUUUGUUCAAUGUCAGGCUAAUGUUUAUUUUAACUAAAGGACAUGGUAAAAAUAGAAGACAUACCCAGGAUGGCGGACGACUGGAAGCAAGUGUUUGAGAGGAACCGGGUGGUUCCCCCGCACAGCCAGACCGCAAGGCUGGCUGUAGAAAGCCGCUUCACCCAGUCCCACGGCUUCCAGCUCACCCUCAACCGUGUCACUGCAACUCACCUCCCACCCCAGGAGAAGGCAGUGGGAGAACAAAGUGUGACUUACCAACUACGGGCAACGCUGUUUGACAGAAAUCAUCAGCACUUUUUUGGGAACACAUGGAAGAGCUCACCUCAGACAAUAAAAAACAACAAGAUCACUUUCAAUGAGGUACUGUAUGUCCAUACGUCUUUGACUUUACCCAGCACACUGUUGGUUCUGGAGUUGGUGUCAUUGUCACCCAGACCAGACUGCUCUCAUCAGGCUCUGGGACGAGGCUUUACUGUCCUGGAGCUUUUCACCAACAGGCCAGACACCCCAGCUGCUGAUGGGGAGAGAAGGCUGAAUCUACAUCACGGAUCACCAAGAGCCUUGAUUCACCCCCUAAUAAAGGACACUGUUGACUAUCAUAGUAUCUUGAAGAUUAUUGAAGGAGCACAUUUGGCCUGUGUCCUGAAAAAACAUCCUGCACUGGAUUCUGUCCUGCACCUCUUUCCAGAGAAUGUCCUUGUAUCCGGGGAAGAGAACAUUCCUGGACUAGUAGCUUCCCCAACAGGAGAUGCUCUGCUGAAGCCUCAGACGCUCAAAACGCUGCCCUUCACCCUGAACAGACUUACCAUCUCCCUUCAGCCGUCCCUGGAGAAGUUCGAGAGCCAGCUGCUGCAGCUGAUCAAUGCUGACUGCCAGAACACAAUACAUCCAGGAUCAGAUGGUGCAAUAAAGACAGCUGUCAUUCAGGAAAGGAGGCUUCAUGUUGGAGUCCACAAUGGCUGGUGCUUCCUUGAGAAGCCACAAGUGGUAGUACUGGAGGCCUUUCCCUCAGGAGUCAGAGGACGAGCAGGCAGCCCUUCCAAACAGAGCGCUCUGAGUAAGGACAGCUCAACAUCUUCCCUGCCUCAGAUCCUGAGCCUUCGCAGCAGCCUAGAGCUUAGACUGACCAAUCAUCAGGCUCUGGCAAUCAUCUUUCAGCUAGAGUAUGUCUUCUCUACUCCAAUAGGCCGAGAGACUAUGCUAUCUGCUACCUCUACAUCCCGUGCUGCUUUCUUGCAUAGCCUUCGUUGGGGGAUUUGGCGUCCCUUCCAGGAGCCAGCUGAGUGGAAGGGGGAAGAGAUACAGCUUGUAUUGCAAGGAGGUGCAAAGCCAAACCCUCAUGGAGCCAUGGUCUACAGCACAGAGGUGUCUGCCAAAGCUCAGAGCCCUGCACCAAUCUCAGCUCCAGGCACAGCUCAGGAGGUCUCAGAAGCAAAGGAUAUGAUCAAAUUUUGGCUGUCAUCCAGCCUGGAAAGGAAGGCAUCCAGCCCAAAGCCAUCCCUGAGGACAAAACAGGAGGACGUGCCUCGCCAGAGAAGAUCACCUUCAUCACCUUCACAGGGUCGGAAACGCAUUCCCACUUCUCCUCCAGAAUCUCCUCAAGGCCCCGGGCUCUCACUGUCUCAGCUGGCAGCUACUUCACGCUACCCGACCAUCAGCCACUCCAGCUCGGCGUUGCCGUGGCAACAGUCAUUUCCUUCUCUGCUCCAUCCUUCCCCAUUGGCAUCGGCCCACCAGCUGUCACAUGUCGCCUGCUCAGCUGUCAGCAACUUUGCUCACCUGGAGAUGGACCUUCAGCGAGGAGGAGAUGAUUCAGCUUCACUUCAUGAUGAAGGAGACCAACUUCAGGAGCUGCCCUUCACCCCUGUCCAUGCCCCUGUCAUUACUCUGGGGAUGAAUGUGCCUAGUUCCUGCUCAGUCAGCUCCAGAAGCUCAUUGGCCCACCUCUUCUCUGCUGGUUUCCCUGACAUCGUGGACUCUAGUGGACAGGUGGCUGAAGUCCUGGAUCCCACAGAACCCCUACCCUUUGAUCCCAAUCGAGAAGAGAAUGACCUGCAGGGAAACUUGCUGGUGUUCCAGUUUCUGGCAUUUACCAGAAUAGCAGCACCGGGUGUUGGUCCCGAUUGGCCUGAAAACAUCUACUUCACCUUCCAGUUCUAUCGCUUUCCACCAGUCACAUCACAGCGGCUCAAGUUGCUGACUGGUGACAAGGUUCAGCACAAAGCUAGCGAUCCACUUCCCUGUGUCCUCGCCUCCAUUAACAAAGAUGGCACAGUUAACACUGGCUCUCCAGGUCUGCAGCUGCAGUUCAGAGUAGAUGAUAGUUUCCUGAAGCCAGGGGAGAAGCGCUGGUUUCUUCGCUACCUGGCCCUCCACGCCAUGCAUAUUGACAUCUGGGACAGUGACUCCUUGCUCCUGAUAGGUUCUACUGCAAUCGAACUCAAGUACAUGUUGCGUCAGUGUAAAUCGGCAGUACAGGCGCUUCACGAGGUGGAGGUACUGACCACUGACUACGUGGGAGAGGAUACCUUACUGACAAACCCAGACCUGGGUCGACACUCUGCCUCCAGCCCCAUGACGGUUCACACCAUCGUCAGAGGCCGGCUCCACCUACGCACAGGCAACAUUGGGUGCCCUGCAGACUCUGGCAGAAAGAGGCCAGCAGACGUGAUGCAGUCCCUCUUGCAUAUCAUCACACCUCGUGAAGUCACCAGCGGUUUCAGAGGAGGAAGUCUGUCCAGCAGGAACAUCCUCCAGCUCAAUGCGAGGAACACUGCACAAGCAGACAGACUGCCGAUAAAUGAGGAUCGGGUGCCAUUGUUCCGACGCGGGAUCAGAACUGACGGCGUCGUGCCCAAGGAGAACAGCCUAAACAAACCCGAUGACAGUGACCGAAAGCUGAAGUGCAUGGCUUCAGUGCGCGAGCGGGAGGCCAGCGAAGAUGCUAAAACGGCAAAGGUUGCGGCUCAGUCUAAAAAAGCCCAGCUGGCCAAUCCCAGUGAAGCCAAGAGCAAAGCAGAGAGCAUCGCCAACAUGCUGAGCCAGGCCAUCACCACCCAGCACCUGCUUUAUGCUAGCCUGGGUUCUGCAGAGUACAUGGAGUUUGUCCUUAAGAAUCCAUUUAAUGUACCACAGACGGUCACCAUUCACAGCGAUGACCCUGAGCUAAGUGUCAUCACAAACACUGAGGAGUGGCGUUACUUCAAAGCGCUAACCAGAACUCCUACCCCGCUGGAGGAGAACAUGUUCCACUCGGAGCAGGGUGCUCCAGGUCCUAGGGUUUACCUCCGGCCCAAAGAGAGCCUCCACGUGCCCCUGAAAUACCAAAGCUUCAUCUGCGACCACACCAUGGCCCUUCAGGGACCAAGCCUGAAGACUACAGCCAGAGGUUCCCAGGUGGCCAAGAAGAAUCUGUCCAAUAUUAUUGCUGCCAAAACUAUCAAGGUUACUUUCAAAGCAGAAGAUGGAAAGCCAAUGGCCAUCUGCCAAGUGAAUGUGGAGCCAACGCCCCAUGUCAUUGACCAGACUUUCCGACUUUACCACCCCGAGCUCUGUUUCCUUAAAAAGGCCAUCCGCCUGCCAGUCUGGCAUGACCCUGCAGCUGGCAACUCAGAUGCCUGGGCUCAUGUUUCUGUACGCUGCAGUGACCCUAACAUCAUCUGCCAAACAAGGAUGCUGGCACCAGGAGAGCCUCAAGAUGUGUACUUGAAAGUGCCAGGGAGUCCCAGUCCACACAUAAAAAUGUUCUUUGUAAUGGUUUUCACUGAUAAGUGGAUGGCAGCGCCCUCCCAGAUCUGGCAGAUUUACGUGCACUUCCUGGAGCGCGUGGACGUCAGCUGUGUGACUGGCCAGCGGAGCUGUCAGUCACUCGUUCUGAGGGGAACGCAGGCUAUCCGUAAGGUCAAGUGUUUCUCAUCACACCCCGGCGAGAUUGAGGUGGACCCGGUGGGUGUGUUUGUUUUGCCUCCUGCAGCAGUGCAGGAGCUCCAGCUGAAGGUGCAGCCAUGGCAGGCUGGCAGCCGCUUUCUGUAUGUGAACGCGGUAGAUGUGGAGCAGCAGCGGCUGGUCACCGCGUGGCUGCUCUGUCUCAAUGUUCACCGUCCUGUGCUGUCCAAGGCUUUUGAAGUAUGUGUUCCAGUUGGCGGUGGACGUGGCAGUUCCAGAAAAAUCACCUACACAAAUCCGUACACCAGCAGUCGUACAUUCCUGCUUCGCUCUGACCAUCCAGAUCUGCUCCAGUUCAAAGAGGAUAAAUUCCAGAUUAGAGGGGGAGAGAGUUACACCAUCGGACUACGGUUUGCCACGAGCCAGAGUCCCGGAUCAGUGGACAUCCUGGUCUACGUGAACAACCUGGAGGAGAAGACGGAGGAGACGUUCUGUGUGAAAGUAAACUAUUCAUGAAGUGAAAGUUGUUUGAAAAAACAAGUAGAAGCUUCAGUGGAAAUGUUGACUGUGCUGUACUGUGUAAUAUACUUUAAGAGUGUGAAAGAAACUAACUUUCCUAUCUCUUUUGUCAUUUUGUAUUAGAUUAUUCUUCAAGAAAAUAAAACUUUGUAACACUGACUUUUUAUUCUGGACUGCAUGACCAAGAAGUCUGAAUGAAAUGUGUUACGAUAAAAUGAGGUCACGUUGCAGGAAUCAAACAUGUUGAAUAGAAUCGCCAGCUUCCUUUCUAAACAAAACAAAACAAAACUGACUAGAAAAGUUUUAUUUGCUAAAUUAUGCACUAAACUUAAAAGUACUGGGAGCUAUAAACUGGGUGCAAAGCAGUCUGAAAAGUAGUAAAUGAUGUUGUAAAUUUGCUUUGUUUCAUAAUCAGCAAAGUAAUGCAUGCAAUCUGCAAUUAAGGUGUCAAGGUUGAUUCCCACUAGUGAGCUGUCCUCAUCCAAAAAGCCUGGCAAAUGCCUGUCAGUUCAACCCUAGCCAUCCGAAGGUGGGCCGAGGGUGAAAGCAAUAACAUUUUAUCGACUUUAAUUACCCAGCAAACCCACUUGAAUGCCACUUGAUGGCCGAGUUUUAAUCUAAGACAAGCCGGGGGUCUGCGCUCCUCGUCCCCUCACCUCCCAAACAACUUCUCCUCAUCACUGGCAUUAUUAGAAACAGCGCCGUAAUGAAGUAUGAUUUUCCAGCGAGGCGCACAUCUCUUCACAUCGCCCUCAUUAACACCAGCACCCUUUUAAACCCUUCAUGCUCUCCCUCCUGCUUGUUCUGCCAUGUCUCUCUCUAUUGGAGGUGCUGAGAGGGAGAAAGAGAGAGAGAGGAGGACCGGAGACGGAGAGAAGGCCGUGCAUAUUGUGUUAUGUAACAGAGUUACACAAUCCCUCCACCCUCUGCACCCCCCUCCAUACUUCCUUCAUCCUUGCUUUCUCUCUCAUUAGAAUGCAGGCUGCAAAGUAAGCCUCACCAGCGCGGCAAAGCCUAAUAAAACGAAGAUAGCAGCCAAGCCUAGUGCACUUCAUCUUUACCUUCUCAAAGCAAAAAAACAAAACAGAAAAACAUCCUUGGUGUAUUAUGCAUUUCAUGUUAAUAUGGUCACAGCUUACAAAUAUACACAUUUAAGGCUGUGUAACCUCCGACAUGGAUGGGUUCCUAUAUUUAAUUAAAGUUUUCCUUAAUACAAAAGCUAAAUGCCAUACGGACGAGGUGCUGGCUGGUGCACACGUUCCUCCUGUUUCAUGCUGAAGUUUUGAGAGACUAGAAAUUGAGUCCAUUCUGUGUCAAUGCAUUCAAAAGUUCAUCUGAGGCUAAUGUGCGACCGGCCGUCUGAUCUGCCCCAUAAAUAAACCACUGACUUAAUCAGAAAUUAUUUAAUCUGAUUUUAUUCAACAUAACAUCUGAUUUUUCCUCAAAAAGAAAAAAAAAAGUGCCAAUUUUGUUUUGUUUUGCUCUAACCAAUCAGUGGAUUCCUUCCACAUGCACAGCUGCACACCAUCCCGUGUAGAGGCUUUAAAACCCAACCCUAUCCCUUAAAUGGCGAGGCAACUGACUUCAGUUUUCCAUUCACUGCCCUCACAGCGGGUGUCUGUUGGUGAGCUGUCCCACGUGUCUCUGCCUGUGCGUGGCAAAGAUUUCCUCCUCCCAUCCAUCCUAAUCUGGCACAAAAUAGUGCAUAGCAUCUCUGAUAGGAAUGGGGUGGUGUUUUCUGUUUGUGUGAAAGUGUGGAAAAGAAUAAAACAAAACCCUUCCCUCUGUUGGUUUUAAUACCUGGAUCCUGCUUGGUGCAGCAGGCCCUUCGGUGUGAGCUGCAUGGCUGUUCUCUGAGCGUGGGGCAGAGCUGCACUGACACCUUAUUAGUGGUGCCAGUCCAGUUGUUGUCAGUUCCUCCUGAAGGAGCACAGACACCCGCCACAACAGCUCACACUGUCUGCUCACCUUGUUAGUGUGGUUAGACGGGUCCUGUCUUGCUGCCCGAAGUCAAUGCUGCCUUGAUAGUUUGCUGGGUGGAAGCGUGCCCAUUGUUGCCCUGAUUUAGGAAAAAAGGGUGGGGAGAAAAAAAGCAGGCCUACCUGCUGGUGCAUGUCUCUGUGUUAGUGUGGUCUUUUGUGAAUGUGUGCGUGUGUAGGUGCCUGGCCUGAGCCAAGUGAGUGGGUGCAUGUCUGUGAAAGCAUACAGCGACGCAGGUAUCAAAGAGCUUUGUAACUGAAGGAAUAUGCAACCUAGCAACAAGCCCUCCUCCUCAUGUACACCGCUGGUUUGGAUCGGCACUCGUGCAGCGGCGAGAAGAGUUUGUUAUUAUUACUGCGGUUCACUUGAAACGGAAAACACACACAUUACAGCAAAGGAGCUAAUGACAGUUUUUCCCUACUGGGGGAAAAAAAGAAAUACUGAAAUAAAGAAAAUUCAAAGAUUCACUUCUUCCCACACCCGGAUGAACGAUGCCACGGCUGUUUUUUGUUUUUUUGUGGCUGUGAAAGGCAAAACAUCUGCUGUGGCAUCACUGAUUGGGGUGUGGCUCGAACUGCACGAAUUUUGAAGCUUUCAAGCAGCAGGCUUGAAGUGCUUUUGACAUGGGGAUUUAUGUAAACAGUCGAGGUUCUUUAAUAAACAUGAAAUUGUGACAUGAGGUGCAAGAAGGAGCUCUUAAUGAACUGAAAUUCAAUUACCUCAUUACUCGUCUCAGCAGGACCCUCCCUCAGCCAUGACUGCUGAGCACAGAGGGAACGUGAUUUUCUGAGGGAGCAGACGCUGUUCCUGCCACUGCAAACCUGCAUCUGUCCAAAUUCAAGACAGUUCUCAGUAGAUGGCAGCCUUACACAUACAGCUCAGUUGUUUUGCCAUUCUUCCUUUCCUCUGAGGCUUUAGUGAAUUCAAGAGCUUGUAUAAGACUCCCCCCAUUCUGAUAUCAUGAAACACAAAUAAACCAGCAUGUAUAACCUUUUAGUUAUUUUUUUUUUAAUAAAUAGAUCAAUCACAUUUAUUCUCUUUACUUAUCUGUGUGAAACCUUUACAGUCAGUCCAUCGAAUUUCAUGUAGAGAUAGGUCGGAAUUGACUUACCAGAGAGUUAAUCAAUAGGGGAGAACUUCCUUGCAAUGGGUGCCAUUAACCUGAUAGUCCAGAAUGAAUAUGGACUUUAAUGGGUUUCAUAAAAGGUCAUUUUCCUCAUGUUUUUAGUAGAAUGGGUUACAACAGUGGAUAAAGUUCUAUAAGUACUAGAUAAACAAGCAGAAAGUGUUUAGCAUUAGCCACCUAAUACCCGUCACCCACCAGCACCCCAGUCAUUUUGAUUAUAUAGCUUUUAAUACACAUAUGGUUUUCUCUGAUUUAGCUCUCAAUGUUUAUUAUAAUUAACUGGUGCCAUUAUGAGUCUUUAAUUUACCAAACACCAUAGCAAAAUGCUAGCACUUUGUGAAGAAAAUUAGCUUCAUUAUACUAAAUAAAAAAGGAAAUGGGAUUAUUUUUGUAGCUUUUA